Molecule: messenger RNA, 384 nt
Organism: Striga hermonthica
Lineage: Eukaryota; Viridiplantae; Streptophyta; Magnoliopsida; Lamiales; Orobanchaceae
Source: the annotation of a GenBank genome assembly
AUGUGGAGAUCAGCUGUGACACCUGAUUGGAUAGCUUUGGUUAGUGCUUUGAAGGCUUAUUCAGAUGUGGAGGAGUUGAGUCAGGGGAAAUGUAUACAUGGUUUCAUGGUUAAAGUGGGGCUUGAGUUUGAGAUCGAUUUAGGAAUAGCAUUAACUUCAUUGUAUGCUAAAUGUGGACAGGUGAUGUCUGCGAAGAUGUUGUUCAAUCAAGUGCAGACCAAUGAUGUGAUUCUGUGGAAUACCAUGAUCUCUGGAUUUGCUAGAAACGGUUGUGCUAUGCAAGCAUUGGACCUUUUUACAGAGAUGUCUUCCAGAAACAUUGCACCAGAUGUUGUGACUGUACAGUCUGUAGUCUUGGCUUGCGCUGACCAAGGUUCACUUUAG